CUGUCUGUGGAGUUGAUGGUGCGUGAGCCGUGGUUGGGUAGGAAACGGGUGUCAGCGCCGUGUGGACGCUCCGUGGUCCUGUCAUCAGUAAAUAUAAAGUCAGCUCUGGCUGGCCAGCUGAGUGCUGAGCAGCAAAGCGACAGCAGAGGUACUGAAACGUUUCCCUUCACGACAAUUGACUUCACACGCAGGAUGCCAGGAUCAGCCUCCAAUAACUGCUUAGGACCCUGGCCCAAAGAUGUGGGAAUCAUCGCCAUGGAGCUGUACUUCCCAUCCCAGUAUGUAGACCAGGCUGAGCUGGAGGAGUUCGAUGGCGUGGCAGCUGGGAAGUACACAGUGGGACUGGGACAAGCUCGAAUGGGUUUCUGCUCAGACCGCGAGGACAUCAACUCUCUGUGCCUCACCGUGGUCCAGAGGCUAAUGGAGAGAAAUAGCCUGUCCUACGACUGCAUUGGCCGGCUGGAGGUUGGCACAGAGACCAUCAUCGACAAGUCAAAAUCCGUCAAGACAGUCCUGAUGCAGCUGUUUGAGGAUUCUGGCAAUACAGAUGUGGAGGGGAUUGACACUACAAAUGCUUGUUACGGUGGAACAGCUGCACUCUUCAAUGCUGUUAAUUGGGUGGAGUCCAGCUCAUGGGAUGGACGCUAUGCUUUGGUUGUUGCCGGGGACAUCGCCGUUUACGCCACAGGAAGUGCUCGCCCUACAGGGGGUGCUGGUGCAGUGGCCAUGCUCAUUGGGCCUAAUGCUGCUUUGACCUUUGAAAGAGGUCUGCGGGGAACCCACAUGCAGCACGCAUAUGACUUCUACAAGCCUGACAUGGUGUCAGAGUACCCUGUAGUGGACGGCAAGCUGUCAGUCGAAUGCUACCUGAGUGCCUUGGACCGCUGCUACUCUGUGUACCGCAAUAAGAUCCAUGCACAGUGGCAAAGAGAGGGUUCCGACAAGCAUUUCAGCCUGGACGACUUUGACUUUUUAGUCUUCCACUCUCCCUACUGCAAGCUUGUCCAGAAGUCUGUGGCUCGACUGAUGUUGAAUGACUUUCUGAAGCACCCCAGUCCCGACACAGAGGCGGGACCUUUCGCUGGAUUCGAUGCCUUCAGAGACGUGAAGCCAGAGGAAACGUACUUUGACAGGGACGUGGAGAAGGCCUUUAUGAAGGCCAGCGCUCAGCUGUUUGAGACCAAGACCAAGGCGUCGCUGCUGCUGUCCAGUCAGAAUGGAAACAUGUACACACCCUCUGUGUAUGGCUGCCUGGCUUCACUAAUAGCACAACACACAGCAUCUCAGCUGGCAGGGCAGAGGGUGGGCUUGUUCUCCUAUGGGUCAGGGUUUGCUGCAACCUUGUAUUCUCUCAGGGUCACUCAGGACCAUACGCCUGGGUCUGCACUGGACAAGCUUGUCUCCAGUCUGAGCGACCUGAGGGUCAGACUGGACUCCAGGAGAAAAAUGUCACCUGCAGCUUUUUCUGAAAUCAUGAAGCUGAGAGAGGAGACUCACCACCUGGCUAGCUACAUCCCUCGAAGCUCUGUGGAGGAUCUGUUCCCGGGGACGUGGUACCUGACCCGAGUGGAUGACAAACACCGCAGGGAGUACGCCCGCAGAGCCCUGGAUGACGAGCUGAGGGCAGAGCCAGAGCUGGUCCGCAGCGCCUCAGCCUCUGAGCACAUCCCCAGUCCAGUCAAGAAAAUGCCUCGCAUGCCUACAGCCGUGGCUGGCCCCGGGGCCACCAGCAACAACUGACCUCGACUGUGUCCCCUCCCACAUGGCCGGGCCCAGCAGAGUAGAACUGGACAAACAGACAAUAGCUGGGCCCAGCUGGACGGCCAGGAGGGCCGGGGGUCUUGAUGGGGACCAUCAGGAGUUCUGCCUUCCACCUACCACCAAGCCCUGCUUUUCAAAGUCAUACAUUUCUUUUUAUUAUUUGUUUUUUCAAUAUUUAGAUUCUUCGGCGGUUACUGUUUUUCAAAGUCCAUUUUCGAAUGUAUUUUUAGUUCUGCAUUGGUGCAGAAUUGAUGGUUCCAUUUGGGAGGAGAACAGACAUAUCAUGCUGCCAACACUCAGUCAACACCAUUAAAGAAAUCAAAUUAUUUAUGCUACAGCUGAGUAGAAAAACAAAGGGAGCAUAGUGAAAGAUGUUGCCUUGGUGAAACAACAGGUGAUGCAGCUUAUCUUAUUCACUCUGUUCUGUGAAUUCAGGAUGUUUUUUUUACUGUUAAAAUUGUGCUGUUUCUAAUAUUCUGGCCUCCAUCUGGUGAGGUUUGGAGCAAAACACCAGGAAGCUCUUUCUCUCUCUCUCUCUCUCUUUCUCUCGCUCUCUUUCUGUCUCUCUCUCGCUCUCUAAUAUAUAAGACAUCAUUCGUCAGUCCUUGGCUUUUAUUUAAACUCUUGUUGGCAAAGGUAGCCAUGACACCUGAAGACCUGAGUGUGAUGCUGCAUGGCAGUGACACUGCUGUUAAUGUUGACCUAGCAUGGUUUCUUCCAAAAACACAAGGAGCACCAAUCAGAUCAGUAUAGGAACGUCAUUGGCCUCAGCAUCUUUAUUUCCGACUUGAUAACUUUUCUAAUUGGACGUUAGAGCUGUAAGUUUCUGCAAAGUUUUACCAUAAUGUUUAAAAGUGUCAUUGACAUUGUCAGUAAGGCCUGCUCUGCAAUACAGUGCUGCACUGCUGGCAGCAAAGUAGCAACAGCAGGUUGGGGUCUAGCUUCUCAACAACCUUUCAGUUAAUUUACUGGGUCUAUUUAGUAAAGCGGCUAAUUUUACUAUGAUGGACCAAUAGAGCUGUGGGUUGACAUGUUAAAAGUUUAGUCUUUGUUUUAUGUAAAAUCUAUUUGAUGCUCCCCAGCCGUCACAGAUCUCUGUGCCACAAAGAACCUCAGACUGCUCCCUCUGCUGGACCAGAAGAAGUAUCACAGCAUCAUAUGUCAGUUUAACCACAUUUUUGCUCUCGUAAUUGACCAGAUGCUAACUAAACAGAAAACUUUGGUUGGUGAUGCACAAGAACAGGAGAGUCACAUGAACCCAGCAGGACUGAGCAGUUGAUGCUUUGUCUGUCUGUCUGUCAGCUGCUGCAGCUAACAAAACAAACGGAUGUGGAGACAGCCUUGGAACAUGGUGCAGUAGGUGGUGGCUCCGGCUCAUGGCAGCUUGGAUACUUGAUAUUAUAAUGACUUUCUUUUAGAGAAGCCUUACAAUAAGCACCUGGAAAGUGCAAACUGUACAUAUAAAGAUUUGCAUUCAAUAAUGUACAGAUCUAUUCUUUUAAACUGUAAAGACAGUUGGUUGAGCUGUACCAGCUUCAGUGGUGUCCUGCAUUAUGGUGUGCUCUUGCUGCCUGGCUCAAAGGUCACAUGACCCUUUCCAGUGUUGAUGGUUGUACAGCACGAAUUAUGAUUAUUUAUGUCAUGUAGAUAUGAAUGUAUUAAUGUUCCACCAGAUUCAUUAAAACAGAGACUUGUAUACACAUGUAGAGUGGGAAUAAAUGAGGAUGGAACGUG
Messenger RNA from Gambusia affinis (western mosquitofish), 3495 nucleotides. RefSeq names its product 3-hydroxy-3-methylglutaryl-CoA synthase 1 (soluble) (gene hmgcs1). NCBI's taxonomy places the organism in Eukaryota, Metazoa, Chordata, Actinopteri, Cyprinodontiformes, Poeciliidae. The record is from RefSeq and is a predicted model, not a curated record. Gene Ontology annotation, molecular function: hydroxymethylglutaryl-CoA synthase activity. Gene Ontology annotation, biological process: acetyl-CoA metabolic process.